Molecule: messenger RNA, 2170 nt
Organism: Cyprinodon tularosa
Lineage: Eukaryota; Metazoa; Chordata; Actinopteri; Cyprinodontiformes; Cyprinodontidae
Product: coiled-coil domain-containing protein 136-like
Exons: 10
Coding region: 460-1728 (422 amino acids)
Biological process (GO): acrosome assembly; single fertilization
Cellular component (GO): acrosomal membrane
Source: RefSeq, a predicted model, not a curated record
AUUCUCCAGUGAUUCUGUUUCCUUUACAUUUCAGCCGUUUGCUGUUUUUCACCUGAACAAAUUGCAGGAUUUAUUUAGACCUCCUGUGUUUAGGAUGUAGCUUCUGGUGAGCGUGAGGAUAAAGAUGAGCUAACAGCAGCAAACGGUUAAAAUCUCAUUUUGUAUUCCCAUCAUGACCUGCGUGUGUGAAGCAAACAGUGACGUCACUCAGCAUCACGGCGGAGCGGGUGCUGAGGGGAAAUAUAGGACACGGAGACGAGGAAGGAAGAGGAGGUCUGCAGCAGCAGGGAGAGAAGCAGACGGCAGCAGCUCUUCAUCAGAUAUCUCUAAAGCCCUGCAGGAUGAAGGAACUGCAGCGCCUCUCUCUGUUUGCAGUUUGACCAGGCUUCCUGAGCUCCAUCCCUCCUCUCUGACUCUCGGCAGCGAACGACGCAGCUGUUGCUGCAAACAGUCGGCAUCAUGGAUGGAUUCCGGCUGCCCCCCGUCAUCGAGGAGGUGCUGGAUUCCUCUGACGAGCUGUGUGACCUGAAGGAGGACAAGCCUGUCAUGUUGGCUGACACUCUGACGGCCAAGGAGAGGGAGUCCAUGGAGGAGAAGGAGGAGACCGAAGAGGAGGAGAAAGGGCAGCAGGAGGAAGACACGAAGUCAAAGGAGAGGGAGUCGGAGGAUGAAGAUCAGGGAGACGUGAUGGGGGAAGAGGAGGAGCUGGAGGAGCUGAGAGGUCAGGUGUUGCAGCUAGUUCUGGAGUUGGACGAGACCCGUGAGGUUUCACAGAGGCAUGAGGAGAGCUUCAUGGAGCUGCAGGGUCUGCUGGACGAGGAGCGGCUGGCGAGUGCUCAUCAGGCAGAGAGCUUCACCCGGCAGAUCCAGAGGCUGCAAGCUCAACUCUACUCAGUCCAAGAGGAGAUGAGCAGCCUGGAGGAGGAGAAAGAGAGUGAGCUGGAGGAGGUUCAGCAGGAGCUGCGCUCUGCCCAGGAGGAGGUGCUGAUGCUGCAGCAGGCAGCCGAGGAGGCAGCGGCAGAGAGGGAAAACGACAUUGCCUCCCUGCAGGAGGAGCUAUGCCGCCUGAGGGUGGAGCUGAAGCGUCUGCGAGACACCACCGCCGAGUAUGAGCUGGAGAUUACCACGCUGAGAGCAGAGAUGAGCAUGAAGAGCCGGGGCAUGGAGGCGCCAGGUGAGGUGACUCAGCUGCAAGAAGAGUUAAUUUCUCUGACAGACCAGCGUCAGAUCCUGAGCAGCAGCAACAAAGCGCUGAGCAACCAACUGGAGCAACUGCAUCGAGACGUAUGUGAUGACACAUACCUGGAAGUCAGAGCUGAGGGUCAAACUGAAGAGAAGGAGCAGCUACAGGCCGAGCCGUACAUCACUCUGUCCCAGUCCGUAACCAAACUGCAGAAUCCAGAGUCCUCAGAGGUCCAGGAAGAGAUCAGGAUCCUGAGGGGCCAGCUGAGGCAGGCUGAGGAGAUGGCCCAGAAGGUCCAGCAGGAGUGUGAAGGUCUGAGGAUGGAGCUGGAGGAGCUGCAGCGUCUGUUUGAACUCAGCCAGCAGGAGCGAGCAGCUCUGGAGCUCCAGCUGCAGAGCUGCAAGGCAGAGCUCCAGAAACUGAUGGGAAAAAAGUCGCAGAACUGCACCCGUACCUCCGAGCCCCCAGUUUUCUCCAUCCCCUUCAUAGGAUUGAUUGUAAUAGUGGCCUUGAUUUGGUGCUGGUGGGAGGAGCUGGCGUCCUAAGGGGGACCAGAAGAACGACUCAGAAGGAUGGAACCUGGCGGUGGCAGCGAUCGCAGUGGCGGCUAUUUUGGUUCUAGUGGUUCCUAGCUUCACCAGGGCCUGAGGCUAAACAGGAAGAGGCCUCACAGCGAGCUGUGUCGACCUAUCGGAUUGCUGUCAUCCAUCCUGCGCCCUCAUCCAUGUCGCCGUCCUGAUGUCUGCAUGAUGCAACGCCGCAACAUUUUGACCGAACCUUACCGGCGUCAGUGAGUUCUAGAGGGAGGCGCAGAGCAAUGUUUAGAAAACUGUUUAUGGUACAUGUGGGUCAGCGCUGAGCAGCAGGUCUCACAGCUCCGGGCUUUUCAAAACCACCACCAUCAUUAUCAAAUCUGUUCUUGUUUCAAAACCAAAACUGGACCAAAUUCUUUCAACUUUCAAUGGAGUUUGAGACCAAAAACAUGCA